AUGCUCUGUUGGGUCGACUUUUCGAGAAGGUUUUGGGACAUCGACGAUGGUCGGCAUCGGGAGGGAGAUGAGAUCGGAGACGACGCCGGCCGAGGGACGCGUGGAUGGAGCGCUGAGCUGCGGGUUGAGGCGGUGCUCCUGAUCGGCUUUGGCGGUUCCGGUGAGCGGCAGGAUGAAGAGGUGGCUGCACUUCUCAAAGGGAAAGAAGUGGCCAACGCAGACCAACUCAUACCUGAAACUGAAACUACCACUGGAGAUGCACAAGUUUGUCCUCAAGAUCAAGUUGUUGCUGAGCAACCAGAGAACAUAAUUGAAGCUUCUAAAGUGAAACGUCGAGGUACUACAACGGGUGCUUCUGUUGAAAAGGAAAGGCGUAAGACUACUAGUGGAAAGUUGGACAUAAUCAUCCAUCCAAUUCGGAACCGAAUAGUAGGUGACAAUGCCAGACACUUCAAGACUGAGGCCACUACAGUUAUUAAGCAGCAUGCACCACGUCACUUUGGCCGUUGGAAAGAAAUCCCAGUGGAUAUUAAAAUGAAGAUGUGGCUAGCAAUGAAGCAAAAGUUCAAUCUUGGUGAUGAUAUGCAAGUUAAGAAAGUGGUCUUUGAACAAAUGAAUCGUCAGUAUAGAAGUUAUCGGCACAAAUUGCAUAUAUAUUACACCAAGAACAAGGAUCAUGAGAAUAUUUUGGGAAAACCACCAAGUUCAGUACGUCCAAGUGAUUGGCCGAUUUUGGUGAAAUUUUUUGAGGGUAAUGAUGCAUUCAAGCAUACUAGUGCCAGAAACAAGCAAAAUAGACAAAAGUUGAAGAUGGCUCAUACAUGCGGGACAAAAUCUAUUGCACAAUAUUGCUAUGAAGAGCGUGAUCCUGUAACUCACGAAGAACCUUCAAGAACAUCUACUUGGAGAAAAACUAGAUACAGCAACAAGAAAAAAGAGUGGGUGGACGAAUCUUCACGCGAAGUUUAUGAGGAGAUUAUUCGAUUGCAAAGUGAAGUACAUGAAGGCAAUCAUGAUAUCAUGAGUGAAGAUGAAGCGUUCAUUAAAGUACUUGGACAGGAGAAACCCAACCGACUACGUGGUUGUGGAGAUGGCUUGAAACCCAUUUCGAAAAGAGGAAAUGGAGUCAAUGAGGAGCUGCGAAAAGAAAAUGAAGAAUUAAAGAAACAAAGUGAAAAGAUGGCUUCACGGUUGCAGUCUUUGGAAACACAACUAAGCAAUCAAGAAAUUCAAGUGCAAACUCAAGUUGCAGCUCAAGUGCAAGAUAUUCUUAGGUCCCAGCUUCCUACAAUGCUUCAAAAUCUUGGCCACACAAGCCAACUUCCAACAUCUUAA
Striga hermonthica is the source of this 1335-nucleotide messenger RNA. NCBI's taxonomy places the organism in Eukaryota, Viridiplantae, Streptophyta, Magnoliopsida, Lamiales, Orobanchaceae. The record is from the annotation of a GenBank genome assembly.